Messenger RNA from Spinacia oleracea (spinach), 1016 nucleotides. Its product is annotated as transcription factor bHLH101-like. Gene Ontology annotation, biological process: regulation of transcription by RNA polymerase II. The transcript has 4 exons. The record is from RefSeq and is a predicted model, not a curated record. The coding region runs from base 66 to 1016 and encodes 316 amino acids. Lineage: Eukaryota; Viridiplantae; Streptophyta; Magnoliopsida; Caryophyllales; Amaranthaceae. Gene Ontology annotation, molecular function: DNA-binding transcription factor activity, RNA polymerase II-specific; protein dimerization activity; RNA polymerase II transcription regulatory region sequence-specific DNA binding. Gene Ontology annotation, cellular component: RNA polymerase II transcription regulator complex.
ACAUUUAACCAAGGAAUAAAAUUCAAGCUAGAAAGAUCGAGUUAGAAUUAUACCGGAAUUAUUCGAUGAAAAUGUCUUCCUUUUGCCCUACUACUUAUUUAGGAAGAGAAUAUCCCUUAGAAUUAGGUACAAAUCAAGGUUUUAAUACUUUUGACUUAGAUUCUGUAUUUCUCCUUAAUUUUGCAUCAUCUCAAGCUCAAGCUCAAGCUCAAGCUCAAGCUCAAGCUCAAGAUUACCAAUAUCAAUUAGUGUAUGAUCAUGUUAAGCGAAGCCAAUCGCCACAAGGUACAAGUUCAACAGAUCAUCAUAAUUUUGAUAAUAAUAAUACAAUAUUAUCAAAGAAACUUAGUCAUAAUGCAAGUGAAAGAGUUCGAAGAAAGAAGAUUAGUAACUUGUAUUCCUCUCUACGUGCUUUGCUUCCUUCUUCUGAUCAAAAGAAAAGGCUAAGCAUUCCAAGUACAGUUGUACGGGUGGUUGAGUACAUACCUGAGCUACAGAAACAAGUGGAGAGUCUAAUUCGUAAAAAGGAAGAGCUAUUAUCAAAGGUUUCGGCAAUUCAAGGAAAUUCAACGAAAAACAUUCAUGAACAAAAGCCGAAAAAAUGCAUAAUCAACGAGUCAUUUUCGUGUUCGAUUUCUGUAAAUAAAUUGGGUGAUAAAGAAAUGGUGAUUCAAAUAUCAGCAUUUGAGAAGUUAUCAAUAUCUCAAGUGCUUCUUCUUCUUGAAAAUAAUGGUUAUGGUGUUGUUGAUAUUUCUUCUUUUCAAUCUUUUGGAGGAAGGACUUUUUACAACAUACAUUUAUUGAUGGAAGGAGAUUGUAUCGUAAAGUUUGAAAUUUUAAAUGAAGACUUGAUGGCCUUGCUUAAGGAGCAAGAGCAGAAGAAAAUGCAAUUUCAUACGCAAGAAGGAAGAGAGAAAGAGUGUGCACCAAUCCAGUUUUCAUUCAUUGCGGCUUGCCCUAAAGAGUGGCUAAGCAAGGCAUUAUAUACAUCCCUAAAUGCUACACUUGACCAAUGA